Funneliformis geosporum is the source of this 284-nucleotide messenger RNA. The record is from the annotation of a GenBank genome assembly. Lineage: Eukaryota; Fungi; Glomeromycota; Glomeromycetes; Glomerales; Glomeraceae.
GUUAAUAUUCCUGUACUCACCAUAAUUACUGAUGGAGUGACGAAGUCAGCUAAGAUAAACCAGUUAUUGAAUUCUGGUCUAAUACAAAGAGGGUCUGGGCAACCGAAUUAUCUGAACGCUUUGCUUCCAAGAAAAACUUCUAAAGAUAUAAUUAUGGUACUCGUACCAAGAACGAACACACGUGGUCGGGGUGAAUAUCCUCAGGCCAGCGAGAAAACUACAGUUAAGGAACUCGGCAAUAGCACGGGCGACUGUUUAUCAAAAACACAGCUCUCUGCUAACUC